AUGGAUAAUCAAAGUGGGAAAUUGACCAAAAACAUCAAAGAGCAGCAUAGAAACAAAAUGGUAAAUAUGAAUGUGAAAUCUGAAUUGAAUGUAAGUGGAAUUAUAGAAGAAAUAGCAGCCAUUCAUGGGACUUUAGCCAGCAGCCGCCGCCCGCCACCUCUUCUCCUCCUCCGCUGUGGCCCCGGCCGCCCUGCCGGGCCCCGAAGUCGUCCGCGCCUCGGCGCCGGCCCCUCGGCCCACGGCGCUGGCGGCGCGGUUGGGACAGGACCGAUGUGGCGCAUGCGUGGUGGCACCACCAGGCGCGGGAGCUGCGGCGGUGGGGACGCCGGUGGGGACAGCCGCGGGCAGGGCCGUCCCGGCCGGGCUCGUGGGGGUGGCGGCAUCGGCGGCGGCGUGGGCUGGCGAGGCCGUGCGGGCGGCGCCCGACAGCAGCUGGAGGAGCGGUUCGCCGACCUGGCUGCGAGCCACCUGGAGGCCAUCCGCGCGCGGGACGAGCGGGACCGGCAGAACGCGCGGCUGCGCGAAGAGAACGCCCGGCUGCGGCUUGAAAACCGGCGGCUGAAGCGCGAGAACCGCAGUCUCUUCCGUCAGGCUUUGCGGCUUCCCGGCGAGGCUGGCGACGGGGCGGCCGCAGAGGCGGCCAGGGCCACCCCGGGCCCCGAGGAGGCCAGCACGAACCGGAGGGCGAGAGGCAGCGGCCUCGAGGACGAGCCAGGCAGCCCCAGGGCCCUGAGGGCCCGGCUCGAGAAGCUGGAGGCCAUGUACCGCCGGGCCCUACUGCAGCUGCACCUCGAGCAGCGGGGGCCGCGCCCGCGUGGCGAUAAGGAUGAGCCGCCUUUGCGCGCACCCGAGUCAGGCCUGCGCGCCCCGGACUCAGAGCCCUCCGAGCCCUGGCUGUAGCCCGAGGCCGCGGCCGGGGAGAGGCGGGGCCUCACGCGGCCCCUCCUUCUCCGCGCGCCGCUCCCCCAUCUAGCAAUGCCCUGGGCCCACCGCCGCAGGACUGGACCACUGCGCUCUCCGCCUUCCAUCCCGCACAUCCCAGGGGGGAUUGGGGGGUGGAGGGUCGGCUGAGGUUGAGAGCUUGCCGGGCGCUCUGGAUCCGCCACAGUGCAGAGCACCUGCCUCUUGCCCCUGCUGGUUUCCAUGGGUUGAGGCCUAGAAACGGAGGGGCGGGUUUUACAACAGCAAGAAAUGGGUGCCAGUCAACACUUCCUAAUGCCUGAACUUUUCAGGGUGUUGUGAGGACCUCUUCUAUUUUUUUUUUCUUCCUGUUUUGGUUCUUUGAGGAAUGAAUAAUGCAUUUUGAGUUGGUUGAAUUUGUUGUUCAUUCUUCAGUCCCCUAAAACCUCCAGCCAUUAUCUCUUACGUGGUCAACAUAUGCUUUUAUGAGUCAGUAUUACUAAAGUACCACCUUUUUAUUAAAAAGGUAAUAUUUAUUACUUAGGAACUCUAUGUCUGCUCCCUGCUCCAGUCCUUAAACAUCUAAUAUAUUGAUUUGUUUACCCCAGGAAGUUUUUAAAAUAUCUGCCUAUAAGUGAUCCUUUAAAUUGGUAAAUAAAUCUGAUGCAUUAAAAAUAACCUAGAAACAUCCCAUGACUAUUCUUUGAAGUGUGUGACAUUUUUACACGUUUAAGAAAUAUACAUGACAUGUAUAAAUUUUACAUGUUUUAUAUUUGACUUUAGUUAUUCUUUGUAAGCUACCAUUUUUGCUUAAUGUAAGUGAUCGUUUUAAAUAAUUAGAUAGUCUAAAUACUAUUUCAUUAUUUUUAUUACAUCUUAGGUAUUAGAGCAUAGUCAGUGCACAGCUACUUUGCCUUCUUUUGUUUAAUAAUUUUUAAGAAAUUAUGAAUUAUUUGUAUAUCAGAAGUAUCCAAACAGUGAUUUAAGUCUCAAUUGUGGUUUCACUGGCAAAAAAAAAAAAAAAA
Leptonychotes weddellii (Weddell seal) is the source of this 1925-nucleotide messenger RNA. It is a transcript of the gene TUSC1, whose product is annotated as tumor suppressor candidate 1. The record is from RefSeq and is a predicted model, not a curated record. Lineage: Eukaryota; Metazoa; Chordata; Mammalia; Carnivora; Phocidae.